ACUUUGCGCUCAUGACAUCCAUGUGUUGACGUUUUUUACUUUAAAGCAGACAGAGGAAGCAAUGUCGGGGAAAGAGUGGUCCUUUUCCAAGUAAAGAAAUAGAGCUGAAACUGCUAGCCUUGUUUGUGAAAGACGGAACAACUCACUAUAGCCAUGCGUGCAUCGACCUCCAAAACGGCAGACGAGCCAGUCAAUUCAGGCGAACUUCAUGAUAUCCUUGAAAUUGGAAGGAAGUUUGACUCGAUGGAAGAUGUGGAGCAAGCCCUUAAAGACUUUGAAGCGGCGACCUUGGCACAGUUCAUCAAGAGAGAUUCUAGGACGAUUGAGAGCUCGAGGAGAAGACUUCCAAGUCGGCCGUUGAAAGACAGCCUUAAGUAUUAUGCGGUCACCUUCAGUUGCGUCCAUCAGGGUCAGCCUUGCAUGGUUUCCAAGGGACGCAAACGGAAAAGGAAAUCACAGAGAAUCGGGUGUCCUGCACUGAUUCGUUUUUCAGUAACUCCCGAUGGCCAACAACUCUCUGUAGUAGAAAUCAACAUAGAACACAACCACCAGCUUGGUGAGGAAAGCCCUCAUAAAAGGCAGCUGAGUGCUGAUGAAGUAGAGGCGUCAUGCAGCGGUGUGAAGAAGAAAGGGAGAAAAGAGGCCCAGAGUAGUUCAGAGGACGGAACAGAACAGGACAAUUCCGAAGCUUCAAUUCAAUCAAAGACAGAAUACAUCAACAAAGUCAGAUCAAUAAUUGCUCAACUAUCGCCCCGUGGAGAUUUUCCCGGAGUUCUGGAAAGCGAAUAUGUAGACGACGGAACGGUCUCGAGUAUUUACUUCCAAGAUCCAGAGAUGAAACGAGUCUACGCCGCCUAUCCAGAGUUUCUUAUUAUUGACACCUCCUGCACGCCUGAGUUUUUCAAUAUGCCCAUGUACAUUUACGUCUUGUUAGCUGAGGACAGUAACGGAGACAGGGAAAUUGUCGCUUUCUUCCUCGUCAGACGGCACGAUCGCAACAUCCUUCAAGCUAUGAUGGAUAAGUUCAAGUUACUCAACCCAGCAUGGAAUGACACGCAUGUCUUGAUGGUUGACCCAGACUUUGCAGAACGGAAACUCUUGCAGCACGAGUUUAUGUUCGCUGCGGUGCAAUUUGGUCAUAAUCAGGUGAUCCAGAAAUUCAAACAGGAACUGAGAAAGACAGAGAUGGAGUUAACUCGCGGGCAGAGACUGUUUUGCAUGAGGCUCUUCAGGAAACUAGAAGCUUCUCUUUCCGAACUUGAAUACGACAAGUUGUAUCAACAACUUGUAAAUUCAGGUUUGGAAACCGUGAUUGAGUAUUACAAUGCAAAGUGGCAUAACAACCGUGAAGAAUGGGUGGUAGGUUUCAAGCUCAGAGACUUAUAUAUUAAAGGAGCAACUCCAGACAACCUCAAACCCGUAACUGAGAUGCUGACAGAUAUCUCAGAGAAUAUGUCAUCCCCAGAGGAAGUAGUUAGUAACUUACAGGAGUUGGUCGGGCUACUCAGGGAAAAGCGUGACCACAAAGCAUCGACAAUACUCGACAAGAUUCAAAACCCGCCAACAGACUCUACGCUAAGGGAAUAUCAGGAGUACACAACACCCCACGCCAUGAGGCACAUUAAGAAGCAGCUAAAGCAGAGUUGGAAAGUCAAAGUCGUGGCCGACAUCAAUCAACAGUCUUCUUGGAAGGCGGUCUCCAAAUAUGAAAGCUACGAUGUCACGGUGAAUUCCUGUCCAUGCCAGCUCUUUGAGUGUCUUUAUCUGCCUUGCAGUCAUAUCUUUGCCGUCCGUCGCUUUAAAGGCCUCCCCCUGUUUUUGAAGGAGGUGGUCGGGUCAAGAUGGACCAUGGAGCAUUAUAAGUCCUCCUGUCGACUUGUCCCCCAAGUUUCUCGCCCAUUUCCAGGGAAAUGCGUCCGAACAAUCAGACCCCACCUUCUAUCACACCAAGAGAAAUACCAGCGGGUAGAUCGAAUCACUAAUGAGCUGGCAUUGAUUAUAUGCGACGCACCACCAGACAAGUUCGAUAAUGAAGUUGAAACUGUCAAGAAGCUGUUGUCCAUCCUUCAAAACGGUUCAACAGCGAGGCUAACUGAGAUACCCGAAACACCUUGACUAGGUUUGUGGGGAGUUUGGUCAUUGGGGCCCAUUUUCAUAGAGCUAGCUGCUUAAGCAGGAAGUAUUGCUGAACAGUUUUCUGCUAAGCAAAAAUGAGCAGAAUACCAGUCACAAAUUGUACAUAUAACUUUGUAGUUUGGCUAAUAACCUUAAUCUGGUUAGCAAAAUGUUGAUGUGCUUAGCUAAUCUUUGUGCUUAGGGCCCAAUUUCAUAAAAACUUGCUAAGCACAACAAAUCUUGCUUACUAACUGGUUGCCAGACAGAAUUCCAUAAUGUCUUAUUUGUUGACUGGUGCUCCAAUCUUGUUUUGCUCAGCAAAGAAAUUUGCUCAGCAGUAUUUUCUGCUUAACAGCUUUAUGAAAUUGGGAAGUGAUUGGCUAGUUCAGAGUGACAAUCUGAUGUCUCACAGACGAAACAAACUCUGUAUAAAACACAGACAAGUUUGCUCAGACCGAAAAAACUAAUAUCGAAAGGUAAAUAAACAAAUUUUCUUCUUUAGCCUUGUAAGCCCAGACCCUAGGGCACUGUCCAAAUGAUAGAAAUGACAAAAUAAAAAAAGGACAUGGCACAAAAUUAACAUGUUUCUCGUCUGGAGUCGUUGAAAGAAAAGGAAGGAAGUGGUCCUUUUUGAUAGUUAUUUUCCAUGUUAUAGUUUUUUUUUUUUUUUUUUCCAAGUUUUUUUAUUUCCUCGCCCUAGUUUUCACCAAAUUGAUCUGUACAUACAUGUCUAAUUGAUCUGAUUAUGCUGUAUUUUUUAUUUGUCAAAUAAAACAGAAAGUUAUGUUUUAGUCGAUAAUUACCCUCAAAUAUAGCGAUUUACAGAAAAAAGGGGAUGGAAAUGAUGAUUUAGUUGGAAAAUAUAUUCUUUUCAAAUAAAUUCCAAUAAUAAAAGGAGGUUUUAUCAAAAAAUGAAGGCAGGUGGAAUGAGAAUAUAUUAAAUGUUGUUAUACACCCCCGACUAUAAAGUGUAGAAAACAAAACUUGUUUUAGCUCAUAAAUCUGCCUGGCAAGUACUACUUUUUCUUUUUUUUUACAAUACAUCAUGGGUUAAAAGAAGUAAUAUCGCCCAAGCUUAGCAAGUAGACAUACAUGUAUGUAUGUAUAUUGAUACCAUACCAUGCAAUGCCUCAAAUCCCUUAUUAAUAUUUCUGUCCACCUAUUCUCCUUUAGUUAAAUUGUUUAUGUUUGUGGUCUGUUCCUUUUGUUUUUGCUGUAAACUCUGUCAGUUGGUUUUUGUCAGUGGGCGUUUAAAUAUAAGCCUCCUUUUAUGGCUUCUUAAAGUUCCUCCAUAUUGGUUUGCUCUUGAUCUAUUUCAUUUUUCGUUUUUUUUCAAUCAUUUUUUGAUCGUCUUUGAUUUAAAUAGUUAUUAUAAAUUUAUUUAUUUUUCUUUAUCUUUAACCAAUAAGAAACCAAAUUAAAAAACAAAUUAUGUUAAAUUAAAAAACAAAAACAACAACAGUUUUGCAGUAUGACCAUGUAUAUUAAGAUUUGAAGCUAUUUUCAAGUGUUCUUUUCAAAUUGUUAAUUUGUUCGUAAAUUGUGCUCAAUCGUUUACCUCUGUUAAACACCUCGGUACCCUGUUUUUGGUUAAGGAUUUUAUAUAAAAAGGCUUUAAAAGCUGUGUUAUUACUAUUACUAUGGGAGAAUAUAAUUAACUAAGGUAAUCAGUAACACCAUGUAAUAAUCUAUGUAUUUAGUUGUGAUGGUCCUGAACAAAAUCCUGUGGCUUAAAGACACCACUAUUGGUAAUUGCCAAAGACUAGCCUUCACAGUUGGUGUAUCUCAACAUUUGCAACAAACCUGUUAAAA
This is a messenger RNA of Asterias rubens (European starfish), 3927 nucleotides long. RefSeq lists its product as uncharacterized. Gene Ontology annotation, molecular function: zinc ion binding. Lineage: Eukaryota; Metazoa; Echinodermata; Asteroidea; Forcipulatida; Asteriidae. The transcript has 4 exons. The record is from RefSeq and is a predicted model, not a curated record. Bases 154 to 2115 code for a protein of 653 amino acids.